UUCAGUGUCUUGGCAAUGCAGCUUCAGUUUCUAAAUGGUAGCUCUCUGCAUGCUAUUCUCCCUCCACCUUGUAAACUGAAAACCUCCUCGUAGUAUUUAGGUAAUCUUUUGUACUCAUCAUGAGGGUCAUUGAGUACAUAAAUAUUUGAGUUAUUAUGGCUGGAAACGUCAAGGGAGUAACUUCAGAUGUGGAGAACCAGGCAGCAGAGAAAACAGACAACUUCGUACUCUCAGGCUCCUAUUCCACACGCCAUGUCUUAAGUUCGUGUCAUAUUCAUUGGAGAGAGGCCGGAGAACGUUCGAAAUCAACAUGCAGCAGAGGGCUUAACUUGAUAAAGAAGAUUCGUAAUGCGCAGCAGGGGCCUUACCUUCCAAUAUGGAGCAGAAUAUUUGUGCUAUCAUGCGUAUUUGCUGUCUCUCUUGAUCCUUUCUUCUUUUACGUUGUGGUCAUCGAUCAGGAUAACAAGUGUUUUCAAAUAGACAAAACGUUGGCUAUUGUUGCUCUUCUUAUGCGGUCGAUCACGGAUGUCAUUUUCAUGGUGCAUUUAAUAUGUGAAAUCUGUGACGGUGUUCAAAAUCCAAAUCCAAAAACCCUGAAAAAAGGAGCCCCUUCGACGGAGGAACAAACCGGGGGAAAUUCAGAUAAGAAGACGAAAAUCAGAGAGUUGGCUGAUCAAGUUGCCAUGAAAUUAGCUCAGAAGGUGCCUUGGUUAUCUGUCUUUACUGUAAUAGACUUUUUGGCUCUUCUUCCCCUCCCACAACUGCUCAUAGGAGUAAUUUUUUACACAAUGAAUGGCUCAGGAUUUGUGGAACACAAAAACAUUCUGAAUUUUUUUCUUCUCGGUCAAUAUUUUCCGAGGAUUUAUCGAAUCAACCUAUCGGCCAAGGAAUUCAAAAUGACUAGUGGGAUAUGGAUUAAGGGUCUAUACAACAUGUUUCUCUACAUUCUUUCCAGCCACGUACUCGGAGCUUUUUGGUACUUUUUUUCUGUUCAACGAGAGUUAACUUGUUGGCAAGAGGCUUGUGUAAAUCACAGUAAAGAUCCCAGGGCAUGUUUGAAUACUUUCAACUGCGAUAGUCGAAGUACUACUGCAAGAAAUAUAACAUUUCUAAAUGAGCAUUGCCCUUUGGAUACUCCAAAUGGUGCUUCAUCUCCAUUUAACUUUGGCAUAUUUCUUGAUUCCCUUCAGAAUCAAAACACGGAGCAAAUACUGUUCAGAAAGAAGUUCUUUUACUCCUUCUGGUGGGGGUUGCGAAAUCUAAGUAAUUUUGGGACUAAUCUGAUGACGAGUACAUAUGUGUUCGAAAACUUGUUUGCGGUUCUCAUUUCUGUAAUUGGCUUGCUACUGUUUUUAUAUCUCAUCGGAAACGUGCAGACUUUUAUGCAGAUGGAAGCUACAAAAACAGAAGAGCUGAGAGAAAAGAUUAAGUUAAAGAAGCUAGACGUAAGGACAUGGAUGUCCAGAAAUGAAAUCCCUGAUUAUAUGAAGGAAGAAAUCUUGAGAAGCAUAAAGCGAAAAUUGAAACGACACAUUGAUGCUGAUCUCCAUCAUUUUCUGUUCUAUAUUCUUCCUGUGAAUAUCAGAACAUCUCUGAAACAUUUUCUUUGCAUUAAGACACUUCAGAAAGUAAAAAAGCUUGAAGAUAUGGAUGUCAAAGUGUUGACGUUGAUCUGCAACUAUCUGAAGCCAGUGAGGUACACUGAAAACAGCUUCGUUUUUCGAAUGGGAGAUCCACUCGACUGCAUGCUGUUCAUUAUCGAAGGGACAGUGUGGACCUACGGGUCGACUGAGAGUCAAGCUGGGCAAGGAAUCUCAUCAAUGGACACCAAGCCCCUUGGGAAAGGUGACUUUUACGGGGAAGAGCUUCUCGAUUGCGCAUCACACCGUUUCACCAAACUUCCAGUCUCCAGCAAACAUGUCAAAAGUCAGACAAAAGUAGAAGCAUUUGUGCUCAUGGCCAAGGACUUGGAAACUGUAGUUUCCAAAUACCGGGUAAAGUGGGAGAAAAACGAGAAGAGGGGUUCUCAAUUGUUGGAGUCCGUGGCAGCUUCUACCAUAGUAUCAGCAUUCCGUCUUCAUCUCCGCAAAAGGGAACGUGCACAACAAUAGGAUACCGCUAGCGUUUUAGAAAGCGCUAGUCAACCCACACUAAUAGCGAUCAAGCCUUUUCCAUAGCGUUUUUGAAGUGCUAUGAAUUUUCUUUUAUUGCAUAAAAUUAUAUGAGUGAAUAGAUCAUAUCAUAGCAUUUGGAAAUGCUAUAAUAAAAAUAUGUCAAAACUCUUUGUUCUUUCCAUAAUUGUGUUUAUUACAUGCUACUUCACAAUUGAUACAGUUGUUACAAAUAGACUAAAUGACAUUCAGUUUACAAUUCAAACUUACGUUAAAUCAUAUAUAAAUUUUAAAACAGGACUUCAAAGUAUUCAACUUUGAUCUAAGAUGACUUGCCCGAAUUGAAGCUCUGAUCUUCUUGAAAUAUAUGAGAGGAAUUACCUGCUAUUUUCUGUAACAUGCCUAAAAUUCAAAGCUACAACCACUAUUAAGGGAAGCUUCUUAUGGUGAGUCACUUACUGAAGAGAUUCUUCAGUGUGUCCGAAAUACGGGCACAAACGUCAAUUUCUUUAUAUAAGUGGAUAGACACUUGAAAAAAAAUAAAUAAAUAAAUUCAAGAAUCUGCACAGAC
This is a messenger RNA of Pyrus x bretschneideri (Chinese white pear), 2682 nucleotides long. RefSeq names its product cyclic nucleotide-gated ion channel 1-like. Gene Ontology annotation, molecular function: monoatomic ion channel activity. NCBI's taxonomy places the organism in Eukaryota, Viridiplantae, Streptophyta, Magnoliopsida, Rosales, Rosaceae. The transcript is spliced from 7 exons. The record is from RefSeq and is a predicted model, not a curated record. Gene Ontology annotation, biological process: monoatomic ion transport; transmembrane transport. Gene Ontology annotation, cellular component: membrane. Bases 156 to 2111 code for a protein of 651 amino acids.